Molecule: messenger RNA, 2751 nt
Organism: Etheostoma cragini (Arkansas darter)
Lineage: Eukaryota; Metazoa; Chordata; Actinopteri; Perciformes; Percidae
Product: phospholipase B1, membrane-associated-like
Biological process (GO): phospholipid metabolic process
Cellular component (GO): brush border membrane
Molecular function (GO): retinyl-palmitate esterase activity; A2-type glycerophospholipase activity; phosphatidylcholine lysophospholipase A1 activity
Source: RefSeq, a predicted model, not a curated record
UGUGUCGAUGCACAGAGACAAACAAUAAAGGAGAAGACAGACUUCCAAGGGUCUUGUUGAGUCAUGCUUUGCAGGAGUCUUUGCAUGACCUCAUGGUAAAGAAGCGUUGGUACCGUGACAGAGAUGACUUCACUGUCAUUGUGCAGGACGCACCUUUAAUCACAGACCUUUCUUCUGUCUCUAGUGGGAAGCAUCUCUUUAAGUCAGCGUCACAACAAACUGAUAAACUGAUGGUGCAGCUGUGGACAAACCUGCUGCAGCCAACAAGUGGCCAACGUAACACAGAAGACAAUGGAAAGAUUAUCGCAUUGCCAUGUCCAACUGAGGACCGACCCUUCUUAAGGACAGAGGGAAACUCUCCUUCACAUCACUACGGCGAUGCUUCUUCUCUCCUCCUCCCAGUCACAGGCACAGAGAUGCCCUGUAAGGACUUCAGCCCCUCACCCUCCACACCCACCUCAGUCCAUGAACUUAGGCCUGGAGAUAUCAACGUGGUGGCUGCUGUGGGAGACUCUCUGACAGCAGGGAACGGUAUCGCAUCCAGCCCUAACAACAUCCUGGACGUCUUGAAUCAGUACAGAGGUUUAUCCUGGAGUAUUGGUGGAGAAGAAAACCUCACAACUGUCACCACGCUGCCCAACAUUUUAAAACAUUUUAACCACAACCUGACGGGCUACUCUGUUGGCAAUGGCAAGCAGCAAACUCCUCAGGCAUUCCUUAACCAGGCUGUAGCGGGAGCUAAGAGCAAGGACUUAUCAACACAGGUGCGAGCCCUGGUGGCAAGGAUGAAGAAUGACUUUAGAAUCAAUUUUGAAUUAGAUUGGAAGGUGAUCACCCUUUUUAUUGGUGGAAAUGACCUAUGUGACCACUGCUCCAACUCUCUCCUUUACUCUAAAGAGAAUUAUAUUCGUAAUGUUCGAGACAGCCUGGAUUAUCUACACAAAGAGAUACCUCGGGCUCUGGUGAACUUAGUAGAGCCUCUCCAUAUUAUACCUCUGAGAGAAAUGCACAGCGACACUUCACUGAAAUGUCCAACUUGGCUGCUAAAAACACUGUGUUCUUGUGUUAUUUUGCCAAUGCCCAACUCUGAAGCUCUGCAAAGGGUGGAGGACAUCAAUAGAAACUAUCAGCGUUUACUGCAUGAGCUUGUGGAGUCAGGCCGGUACGACACUCGCUCAGACUUCACUGUGGUUGUCCAGCCUUUUUUCAGAAGCAUCGUCGUCCCCAGACUGACGGAUGGUCGUGUAGAUCGCUCCUUUUUCAGCGCUGACUGCUUCCAUCUGAGCCAGAAGGCCCAGACGAUGUUAGCUCGCUCCCUCUGGAACAACAUGCUGGAACCUCUGGGCAAUAAGACUACCAUGCAGGAUUUUACUGUAGACUGCGACCUGAAAUGUCCAACUACGACUUCACCAUUCAUCCGUACCUAUAACAACAGCAAUUACACAUAUGGUGACCCCUCUCCAACACCUGGACCUAUCACCAACUGGGGAUCUGAUUUCUCCUGUGUGGACCUUGCUCCAUCUGACACUGUGCCAACUUCAGUUCACAAGCUGAGACCAGCAGACAUCAAGGUGGUGGCAGCACUGGGAGACUCAACAACAGCAGGCACUGGCGCUAAGGCAAAGAAGCUGUUUGACCUCAAUAAAGAGUAUAAAGGAGUAUCAUGGAGCAUUGGAGGGGAUGAGACUCUGGAGACGGUCACAACACUACCAAACAUUUUGAAGAAGUUCAACCCCUUCAUAAAGGGCUUCUCCAUAGGCCAAGGCUCCAGCCAGAAGUUCUUCAACAUGGCUGUACCUGGAGCCAAGACUUUAGAUAUGACAUUACAAGUCCAAGCUCUCAUCAAGGCCAUAAAAGAAAAUAAGGAGGUGAAUUUUGAAAAGGACUGGAAAAUUGUGACAAUAUUUGUUGGAGGAAAUGAUCUUUGUAAUUACUGCAUAGACCAGAAUAAUCUGUCACCCAAGAACUACAGCCACAAUCUGAUGCUCAGUUUGGACAUGUUAUACAAAGAGGUACCAAGGUUGUUUGUCAAUGUUGUGGCAGUCUUGCAGAUAGAUCCGUUGAAAUCAGUUAUGAGGAACACGCUUGGCUGUUCCCUCUUGCAGAGGACCAGCUGCCCCUGUGUUAUCAAUCCAGCUGUAAACUCCCCAGAGCUUGAAGAGAUAAAACAAAUCAAUCGCAAGUAUCAGGCUGAGAUCGAGCAUCUUCUUUCUGGAAAUCGCUAUGAGGGAAAAGAAGACUUUUUUUUUGCUGUUGUCCUUCAACCCUUUUUACACCAUUCCUUUAUCCCUUAUAUUGGAGAGGGUGAGGUUGACUCAAGUUUCUUCUCUGUGGACUGUUUCCAUAUCAGUGAGCGAGCUCAUGCUGAGAUGGCCAUUGCCUUGUGGAAUAACAUGUUGGAGCCCGUAGGCAGCAAGCAGAACUACAACAAUUUCACAUAUGACCGCUCAAAGAUCCACUGUCCCUCUGAGGCUAAUCCCUUCAUCUUCACUAAGAUCAACAGCCUACCAAGUCCACCAGUGAGCACCACCAGUCCUGCACCAACCAUCCCUGUGCCAAAGUGUCCCUCCUCCAUGCCUGUGUGGGUGCCAGUGAUUGUGGGAAUCGUUAGUUUACUGGCUGGCAUUGUUUUUGCCUGGCUAAUUAUCUCCAGCUGUCAGCGUCGGAAUAAACAAAUUGGAGAAAGAAGUAGAAAUUAAAGGAACUCGUUUUUAAUGCAGUUGUUGUGAUGCUGUAUUUAUUGUCAACAGU